Molecule: messenger RNA, 2122 nt
Organism: Tachysurus fulvidraco (yellow catfish)
Lineage: Eukaryota; Metazoa; Chordata; Actinopteri; Siluriformes; Bagridae
Gene: il12ba
Product: interleukin 12Ba
Exons: 9
Coding region: 132-1136 (334 amino acids)
Molecular function (GO): protein binding
Source: RefSeq, a predicted model, not a curated record
CCCUGGACUUUUCUUGGUAGGGAAAUUCUGUAUUUGUGACAUUUGUUUAACUAUAAAAGUUUUGGCCUGCACUUAACAAUAAAGAAAAGUAGUAUAUGCCUGGCUCUGGUCUAUUGUAGCUUUGAGAGGAGAUGAAUUUUCUUGUGAUUGGAGUCCUGGUUAUUCUUCCCCAUGCUGCUGUAAGAUCCAUCAGAGUGGCAGAAAGUUAUUGGACGCUUAAUGCAAAUGAAUUGGUGGUGGAUGAAGAUAUGGAUAAAUAUGGAACUACGGUGCUGGUUCCAAUAGUGUGUGGUGAGGCUUUUGAGGGACAGAGGAUCAUAUGGAAGCGAGAGAACAGAGAGGAGCUCCCACUCCAGGGAAACAGAGUUUUUGUGGUGGUGGAGGAACGACAGGGUGGGACAUACACCUGUUACAGCACAGAAGGCAAAUACCUGAACCACACACUUGUAUUAGUGCAGUGGAGGUACAGGAAGAUAAUUAAAGGCACACCUGAGCGAGGUUAUAUCCACUGUUCAACAAACAACUACAGUGGCUUUUUUCAGUGCUUCUGGACCUGGGAUGAAUCAAGAGCUGGAAAAGUUGCAUUUAUUAAAAUAAUACGCUCUCACACUGCAGGAAACAUUAGCUGCAGUCUGGACUCUAAUGUAGGCAGCAUCACAUGCCAAGAUCAUGCAUACUGUCCCUAUGCCGAGGAGAUAGAUCACAUCAACUUGACUGUUUAUUUCCGAAGCAACUACGUCAUUGAGACCUAUUAUCUGCAGUUUCGUAUCUCAGAUAUAGUGAGGCCAGACAUGGUUCGUUUCAAUAUGAAGAGAAAUAUUCUGGAGCUUCAGUACCCAGAGAGCUGGAGCACACCCUUCUCCUACUUUCCCCUUACAUUUCAGGUGAAAGAGAUUCGCUGCAACAGGAAAAGGAUUUGUGACUGUUCUUACCAAAGAUCAUCAAAUGUUGAUCUGACACAAGAGCAGCUAUGGCCAUUAAAAAAGGGAGUGACUGUGUGUGUAAGAGCACAGGAUAGCCUGACUAACUCCUCUUGGGGAAAAUGGAACCAGUUCAAAAAACAGAAACACAAGAGAAAAGAGAAAAGAUGGCAUGAAAAAACCAUGAAAAGUAAAGUGAAUGGCCUAAAUAUGUAGGCAGUGACUUUGCAGUGAGACUCCAAAAUGAGACUCAAGUAAGUCUUUUAUUGUACUGCAGAUGGCACAAGACAGCUCAAGACACACAGGGUUACUACCACAGAUCUUGGUGUAGCAUGGAGAAAUGGAUGGGGCCAUGAAACAGAACUCUAAAUUCUGACAUAAAAAACAUAUCUGUUUAUAUAUCACUUGUUUAGGGUUAUGGAGAAAAAUAAAUAUCAGCAGCUCCAAUGUAUGAAGCAAUUACUAGGGCAAUAUUCAUUAUUCGAGGUUCAAUAUUCAUAUAUUUCAUUCAACAUCCCCUAUCUCACAGCUGUGAACUGUAACUAAUAUGGAACUAAGGAAGUCUAUACAUUGGUGCAUAGUGGUUGUAGAGAUGGAAGAUUAUUGUUGGUAAUUGAUUCAAUUUAAUGAGUUGUGCAGCUAAAUUCUAAAAGCCACAAUUUCGGAAACCUCUAUUAGAAAACCUGUUGUGUUCUUAGAACAAUAUUGUUACAGGUUUUUCACCUAUUAAAUAUUAUUGUAAUAACCUGUGUAAAUAGAAUGAAUUCUUCACAAUAGAAUAGCAUAUCCCUCCAGCAUAAUAGAAGUUAGCAAAAAUAAACCAACAGUAAUAUAUUAUGGUAAUGGCACAUUAUGUUAUGCUUAUAGUACUUUGUAUCAGUAUUCUUGGCCAUGGUUUUUAUCUAGUCUGUAUUUCUAGUUUUUUCAUUUGCCUGUCAUAUUCUGUUUAUGUAUCACCUCACCUACUUCCUUUCCUGGACCAUGUUAAGCCAAAUGUUCUGUUGGAUUUGUUUUUUGUAUUACAAGUUUAAUAAAAGCCCUAUCCAUAAUGGCAGCUGCCUUUGCACAUGCGAGACAGAAUACUUUGCCUUUAGCAUGGAGGCACUGAGAAUGUUAGAUUGGCAACAAGUGCUAUUUAAGCUGCGGCUUCACAAUGUCUUGACACCUGUUUCCACUGAGAUCCAUGACUACUCCAGCCAUGC